Molecule: messenger RNA, 675 nt
Organism: Prorocentrum cordatum
Lineage: Eukaryota; Dinophyceae; Prorocentrales; Prorocentraceae
Source: the annotation of a GenBank genome assembly
GGCUGCGACCGCGGCAUCGGCGCGUCGGACGAGGAGCGGGCGCGGAUCCUCUCUGGGAUCGCGGCGCUGGAGGCGGCGGGCCAGGGACGGGACUAUUUCGAGGACGGCAGCGUGUUCGGCAGGUACGAGGUGUCCUACGUCGGCGCCAACAGCAGCAGGAUCGCAAACCCGGCGGGCGGCCGCUGGCGCGGGCGCGUCGGCCGCCUGCUGUGCCCCUCGCAGGGCCUCUACCAGCACGUCCUGAGAGACGACGCCGACCCUGCCACAUCACGGCGGUGAACUGCGUCGAGGCCGCGCUCCUGGGCCUGCUGCCCAUCACCGUCGUCCUGCGCGGCUCGGCCACCCGGCUCAGUGCGGCCGAGCGCGCCCGGGUGGCGCAGGAGCGGGGCACCCCAGGCGGCCUGACGGCGAACGCCGUGCGCGCGGACUUCGAGGCGCCCUGCAUCGCGGUGGGGCCCCGCAGCCGCGGCGGCCUCGCGGGGUGGAUCCCCCCGCUCCGGCUCCGCGCGGGGCCGCGGAGCAGCGUGGUGCUGGACGCGCCCUACGUCGAUGAGCGCGUGCGCAUCGGCAAGGGGGCGAGCGGCAUCCGCUUCGUGCUCCGCCGCACCGAGGCGCCGGGCGCGGACUCCUGGAGGCUGGGCGGGGGCCCGCCGCAGGCCCAGAUCUCCGACGACU